Salvelinus fontinalis (brook trout) is the source of this 4408-nucleotide messenger RNA. RefSeq names its product bombesin receptor-activated protein C6orf89 homolog. The record is from RefSeq and is a predicted model, not a curated record. The transcript is spliced from 8 exons. NCBI's taxonomy places the organism in Eukaryota, Metazoa, Chordata, Actinopteri, Salmoniformes, Salmonidae. Gene Ontology annotation, cellular component: Golgi membrane; nucleolus. The coding region runs from base 584 to 1579 and encodes 331 amino acids.
CUGUCAAUACAAAAAUAACACGUGUAUUAAUAUAUACUAAUUCAUUCAUAUUUUACAAAUAGUUUUUUUUAAACAUCAAUCUUGAGUUUUACUACACGAAUAUGCUGUUGACAGUCUCAACGUGAAUCUGUCCAACUGGGAAGUCAAGUGACAUCGGUAAAUUCUGGUUUCCACAGCCACAAAGUAAAAAUUGUCUAUAGGCCUAUCAUAAAAAUGUAUGAAAACAAACAUUUAGGUUAGGCAUAAGAUUAGCAGUGUGGUUAAAGUUAGGUUUAACAUCUGAUUUUAAGAAGAUAAAUUGUAGAAAUUGGCGGAGGUGGUUUAUGACUUUAAGGCUGUGGUAACUAGUGACGACCGCAAAUUAUCAAACAGCAAGCAAGUGGGAAAGGUUGCUUGGUCGACACGAAGCUAAAUAUGAACGAGACAAUAGAUCUGUAAAAAAAAAAAGCCGUGCUGUCUUACCAACCUCUUCAACUUCAAACAGGGAAGACAAUAUGAGUGACGCAGCUGCAACCCGAAGGCUAGAGGCACUGUCCUCCUAAAUUAACUGUUGACUGAAAUCAGUUGGACCACAUUGUUUGCCAUGGGCACCACACUGAGUGAGCCUUGCAUCUACGACAAGCUGUCUGAGAGCAUCGAUAUUCUCCGCCAGUCGGGGUAUCGCUAUGGCAUGUCAGAGAGGGAGAUCGAGAAGUUUAUCAAACAAGUCCUGGAGACCAACGAGCCUCGAAGAGACCCACCACAAUUCCCCAUCCUUCGAGCCACCAUCAAGUUUGUGGUAGCAGUAGGCUUUCUGGUGGUGGUGGUGCUGGCCUUCACCUACCCCCAGACUCGGCCCCAGCUAGGUGUGACGUACACGGGGGGACAUAACUGGUCCUCUCCCCUCAGCCACAUCAGACUGCUGGCUCUGCCCAUUGCCAAGAAAUACAACCUGCAAGGUUUCCAUGAGUGGUGGAGUGCAGGGGCUCUGCGACAGGGCCUGGUCAACUGUUCUGGCUGUGCUGAGGUGUCCUCUGUGCUGGAGGUCCCUGAGACCCUCAGAGAGUCUGCAGCCAUGCGCAGAGGUCCACAGCCUGUGCUGCUCAAGGGUGGGGAGUCUCUGUGUCUGCAGAGGCAGCAGUUAGAGGAGCUCUACUCAGCCCACUCCAGCUCCAUGAGUAUACUACUGGAGGAAGACAACCUACUGUCACAUGAUGAGGGUUUUCCACAGGGCCCUGCAAACUUUACCCUGCUCUGGAGGUUUACAUCUGGUGCCAGAGAGAAGGUGUUGAGGUGGCUUUUCCCCAAAGCUGAGCUAUGUCCUCUACUGGACAGCGCUGGAACAACACUGCAGCGUUGCCUGGUCACGCAUAGUGCCAACUCUCAGAGCAGAGGGGUGCGAGUGCUGGGCUGGCUGGUGGUAGGAGAAGGGCUACCCACGGUUCGAGUGGUCCCUGUCCACCGCUGUCAAAAACACUGUAGCUCCUUCAACCUCUGGCUGGGACCGGGAGAUAUGGUGUAUGCUGACCCGCGCUACUGGCAGAUGGAGCUGUUCCCCAGCCGAGACCAGAACAUUGUUUGUGACGGUUCCACUUUCUGAGGGAGGAGAGGAAAAGCUGAACGAGACAGAAUGGGAGGAAGAGAGUAAAGGGAUGGAGGGUUUGGACUUGCCAUCCAGAACUCUUAAACCCUCACUCCAGUCCAGACUUCUUACCGGCUGAGAAUAUAUCACUUCCUGUGAUUGGACCUUUUAACUGUCCCUUGUAGGCUAGUCCCACCCUCCUCUCUAGGUCUGGAAAAUAAUACUUUCCACAGGCACAGAAGAGACUGAAGAGGUUCCCCUAAUACUACACGCAUCCCUAGCCCCUACCGUUCUCUUGCCUAAUACCAAACCAAUCCCUAAACCUCACCCCUCUCUGGCCUAAUACCAAACUCAUCUCUAGCCCCUACCUGUGCCUCUUCAUUGAUAUCCCUUCACAGAUCUGUGGCAACUGGAUGGUUAUAAGCAGGGAGGGACCACACUCAAGCUGGGAGAGGUGUGUUGGUGAGGAAGAGGCUGGAACAUUCUCCCAUUCAGCCCAAAGAAGAAAUGGAGAGAGUGACUGAUCUAAUUUUUGGAACAUCAGAGGCCUUUGCUCCUAUGCUGUGUUCAGUUGGAAUGUUCAAGAUUAUUUUGGUUAUGUAUUUUAGUUGCGAUCAAAUCACAUCCACAAUGGGACAGUUUUGGAGUGCUGCCCUCCCUCAUCUACUCACUUAUAAACUGGCCUGUGUUCAUCUAAAUUCAACAUGUCGCUGCUAGUGUAACAAUGACAGGUGGUUAGGAGGAUGUGUAAAAUUGAUUUAUACAUUUAAGGGGAAUUGCUUUUGAUAACUGAAAGUGCAGAAAUUGUAUUUAAUAUAUAGUUGAUGGUAAGUGCUUGUGCCAUAAUUUUAAAUGCUGUUUGUUAAUGUUCUUUUCACUGAUUGUUUUUGUUUUUUGUCAAUGCUUUUUUUUUUUUUUUUUCUGUCCCCAUGUAAGCACUAACUAUCCGGAACUUGUUGUCAGUGUUUGAUGUUGUCACACUGUUGCCAUUCUGAGAUUUGAUCCUGUUCUAUUGCUGAACAUAAUAUUUAUACAGUUUUAAUCUCUCAGAAUUCACAAUUUUACACAACGUCAAGUUAUGGACAUAUUGUCAAGUUAUACAUUGUCACAUUGUUAUUGAUGCAUUCAGAAAACCAAUGUGAUUAUGUACUGGUUACUGACAAAAUAAAGGAAACUCUUGAGUAAAUGAGGGAUACAAAGUAUAUUGAAAGCAGGUGUGGUUCCUGAGUUAAUUAACAUCCCAUCAUGCUUAGCGUCAUGUAUAAAAAUGCCCAGUUGCCCAUUUUAUUUAUCUACCAUGGCUAGAAGAGAUGUCAGUGACUUUGAAAGAAAGGUCUCAAAGGAGUAUAGGGGGUUUAAGUGGUGUGUCACCAGAUCUCAACUCAAUUGAACACAUGGGAGAUUCUGGAGCAGCACCUGAGACUGUGUUUUCCUCCAACAAAACACCAAAUUAUGGAAUUUCUCGUGGCAGAAUGGUGCCUCCAAUAGAGGUCCAGACACUUGUUGAAUUUAUGCCAAGGCUCAUUGAAGCUGUUCUGGUGGCUCAACACCAUAUUAAGACACUAUGUUGGUGUUUCCUUUAUUUGAGUAGGUACCUGUGUAUUUACAAGGGAACUUUGUUAUCAGAGCUGCUUUUAUCAUUAUUUUGUCAUGUUCAGGUGAUGUCCAUGUAUUGAAGCCUAAACUAUUAACAGUGGUUAUUACGGUUAGACUCUUCAUGACUGGGGAUGUAUUGGCAUGUACUACUGCCAUAUUGUAUAUACAUACUGUGAAUGGAACUGUUCUUUGGUAGUACACAUCCAAUUCCCUUUGUAUGAACUCUGAGGAUAGUGCCAAAAAUGUCCUUAUUUGAGUCAGUUCUCUGGGUGGAUAACCCAGUUGGGUGGUGUUUGAUCUCUUUACUCGGAAGCCCAGUUGGGUGGGUGAGAUCUUUAUCAUUGUCUUUGCUGCUCAAAGUAUAUUUGUGGUUCAAGGCCCUCAGCUUUCACCAACCACUAUCAUCUCCUUCCUGAUCCUGAAACAUUUGCCUUGAGUUCAAGCUUGCCUUUUUCUUAUCACGCCUUACAGUAUGUUCAAUUAGUUAUUUAUUUUUUCUGUUAGCAAGGUUAAGACUAAUGUUGUCCUUCAAGCAGGCUGCAGUGGAUUCUUUGUGAUGAAAACAGGGUAAUGUAUGUCACUGGCUUUAAAGCUGCAAUAUUUAACUUUCUGGGCCACCUGACCAAAUUUACAUUGACAGAUCUAUAACUCACAUUUCUUUCUCAUUGAAAGCAAGUCUAAGAAUUGGUAGUAGAGCUGUUAUGUGCACUAUUUCUAUUCUUCCCAUUCUUACAUUUUUUUUUUGUGCCUUUUACUUUCAGUUUGUACACCAGCUGAAAAUACAAUUAUUUUUGGUUAUGGAAGAUAUAUUUCACAGCAGUUUAGAUGUUACAGUGAUUCUCUACAGUACACUAUACUUGCUUGUUUUGUCACAAACUAUUAUAAUUUUAGCAAUCAGGAAAUAGUGAUUUCUGCAUAGUGCACCUUUACAUGUGAUUGCUUUGGUGAAAGCAGACAAUUCAACUUGUUUAAAUUGGCUUUGAAUAAUAGCUUUGUAUGAUCAAAUUGCAAUGUGAGUCAAGAAUUAGACACUUGCUUUGGUUGUUUGUGUGUGUCUAAUAGGUGUCAUGGAAAUCCACACUGAUUUGACCAUUGUAUUUUCAGAUAUCCCUUGAAAAAAUGAGAACUUAAAUGUGCAAUAAUUUCUGUGUUGGAUCUUAAUCAGAGAGCAUUAUAUCAAAUAGUUUGAUUUCAUGCACUCUUGUCAGAUGCUAAAUGUUUAUAUAAUGUUUAUAAAGGUUUUCUGCUCUA